Messenger RNA from Ostrea edulis (European flat oyster), 3666 nucleotides. RefSeq names its product relaxin receptor 1-like. Bases 1 to 3666 code for a protein of 1221 amino acids. Gene Ontology annotation, molecular function: G protein-coupled receptor activity; protein binding. Gene Ontology annotation, cellular component: membrane. The record is from RefSeq and is a predicted model, not a curated record. NCBI's taxonomy places the organism in Eukaryota, Metazoa, Mollusca, Bivalvia, Ostreida, Ostreidae. Gene Ontology annotation, biological process: G protein-coupled receptor signaling pathway. The transcript has 10 exons.
AUGUAUCACCUUGCUUCGCUUUCCAAUAACACAACACUAUUACCUAGUUUGAAAUUACCUCGCCUACGUUUUGUGUCAACCGGAAGUUGCAUACACCUACAGUACAGAAGCGAAGGUAUUCAUCUGAAAUUAUCAACCGCCGCACAGACAUUGACACGUCUUACAGAGAGCAGUGUAUGGAAGUCUGUUAAGGUCAACAUCAGACCAGAACCACAGAAUCUCAACUACGAGGUGCUUAUAGCCCCUAUACCAUCCUCCUCAACUUCAUUUGAUGUGACAAUUAAUUUCAUAAGUGUCCUAGAUAAAUUUUGCGAAGGGUGUUUUUCCUGUUUCACUGACGGAUUGUGCAUAGAGAGUUCAAAAUUUUGCGACUUGAAAAUAGAUUGUCCCGAUCUUUCAGACGAGAAAAACUGUGCUUUUGAAUGCUAUCAUAAGAACUAUUACGCUGGGUUUCGGAAAGAAACCAGUUCUCUUCAACAAUGCGCCAACAAUCGAUGUAUGUUUGGUCAGAGGUCAAGAGGAAUACCCGGAUGUCUCGCUGGAAAUAAAAACCAAUGGGCACCUUGCAAUGUUCCGGAAUGUGGAGAAUUGUUUGCUCUCUCUCAAAGAGUAUCGAAGAUUAAUGAAAGCUUGGAGGACAGAGCUGUUUUAUACAGUACAAUUCAGCCAGUAUCAACGGAAUUUGGUUGUAUUACAAUGAAGUACUCUGGUCACAAUGUAAAUUUUGACGUCUUCAUAACCAACGGAACGACUUUUGAUCCAGACGAACCAAUAUUCUAUCAUCAAAACGUACAGACAGACAAAUACAUCUCUACAAGCUUCCAGACUCCUACCGAUGUCCCAUAUAUGGUAAUUGUUAAUGUACGAUUUGAAUCCAGUUCAUCGAGCAUCAUACGACUUCUGAAUAUAAACCAUGAAACGGGAAUUUGUAAAGAUAGAGGACCGUGCAACACAUUUCAAUUCCAAUGCAAUGAUGGAAAUUGUAUAGAUAAUAUAAACGUUUGUGACAAUAUAAGUCAUUGUCCAGAGAUGGAGGAUGAAUUACUGUGCAAAUAUAAGAGUAAUGCUUGUUACUCCUGUCUCGAAACCCUUUACAAGUGUCCUUCUCACUGCACCUGUCAGAAGUUGGUAUUCAGAUGUGACUCACUGCAAAAUGUUUCAAAGGAGGCCAGAGCUCUAGAUCUCAGCUCAAGCAAUUUUGAUGUUCACCAUCUAAAUAAUUUCAGUUUUCUUGUACAUCUCAAUCUAUCUGCUUGCUUUAAAGGAAACAUUUCCCUUAAAAAUCUAGGAAGUCAAUUAGGGUCGAAAAGUCUACAAAGUUUAGAUAUUUCAUACAACAGUAUUCAUCAUAUAGAGACUAAUUUGUUUGAAGGAAUGCAAGAAUUACUGUACCUUAAUAUUUCAUACAAUUGCAUAAAACAAUUAGAACUGGAUUUUCUCACCGAAAUUCCAAAGUUAAGGCAUUUGAUUUCCAAAAAUAGUGAAAUAGAGAUUAUUCGUUUGAAACACAGUAAACACAAAUUUAGUGCAAGUCUAGAACGUAUAGAUUUCACAGGCAAUCGUAUUCUAAAAAUUGCACCAGGAUCAAUUUACUUCCUAAAUUAUCUGACUAAAUUGAUCUUAACCCAUAAUGUUAUUGCAAAUACAGAUAAUUAUUUUUCAGAUUCACAGAAGAUGCUUACCUAUCUUGAUCUGAACAAUAACUCUAUACACACAAUCACGAGCCAUAUGUUCGUUGGUUUAAGCAAGUUGAAGGAACUGAACGUAGAAAACAACGAAAUAGAAGUAUUAGACAAUUUCGCAUUUUCUACACUGAUAUCUCUUAGAAUAUUAAAUUUAGCCUUCAAUAAAAUUCACACAAUACGUAAACGGGCAAUGGAAAACUUAGUUUCACUAAUUCAUUUGAAUCUCACGGGCAAUCUAUUGUUAAAACUUCCGUCUGCAAGAUUUGUCUCUUUGAUAAAACUGCGAGUCCUAGAUUUGUCUAAAAAUGGUUUGAGAGAACUUGAUUAUAAUGCUUUUAAAAGAAUGGAAAAAGUUAAAUAUCUAUAUAUUCAAGAAAAUGAAUUAAUUAUAUCUAAAACAAUGUUUCAAGGCUUGUGCAACCUUGAAUGGCUAUGGACGGACUCUUACAUUAUUUGUUGUGCUAAGCCCAUGUCAGUCGAUACCUCAAAAUGCAUAUCCCCCCGUGACAGUAUUUCCUCCUGCGAACAGUUGAUCAGUACUGGGUUUCUGGCCCAGAUGAUCUGGUUUAUGGCGCUAUUUUCAUUUGUUGGGAAUCUUUAUGUUAUUUAUUACAGAAUAAGGAAUGUCAGCGGAAGAAAAUAUGUUUCACAGGAAAUGUUCAUAUUGAAUCUGAGUUUUUCCGACUUUUUAAUGGGAGUUUAUUUGUUUAUCAUUGCAAUAGCAGAUCUAACAUAUCGUAACGUAUAUGGAUUCAAUGACGAUCCAUGGAGAUCUAGUGCAACAUGUACAAUUGCCGGGUUACUCGCCACGGUUUCUAGCGAAGCCUCUGUUCUUUUCGUUUUUCUGAUAACAGUUGAAAGGUUUAUAGUAUUAAAAUAUCCGUUUUCUUUGGCACUCCUUGAAAGGAAGAAAAGUACUCUCUGUGUUGCAAUACUUGUAUGGAUAACUGCCAUCGCACUAGCAGCGGUUCCUCUGUCCGUCUACCCUGACUUUUACAGUAGAUCUACUGUAUGUAUAUCUCUCCCUUUGACAGCCGAGAGGGUACAAGGUUGGGAAUAUUCCACUUUUGUUUUCAUCGGAUUUAAUAUGCUGAUUUUUAUAGCCGUGGUUCUGGGACAGAUGCUGAUUUAUGUGGAAGUGAAGCGCAUUGGAAAUGCUAUUACGAACGACACGACGAAGAGAGAGAUUGCUGUGUUCAAGUCCCUCUCUUAUGUUGUGUUAUCGGACACUUUUUGCUGGAUUCCCAUCAUACUAAUAGGACUUUUGGCUCAUGGAGGAGUUCAGAUUUCAUCUGAUGUAUAUGCAUGGGUUGUUGUUCUUGUCCUGCCGAUUAAUUCAGCAUUAAAUCCAUUCAUAUACACAUUCAGCAUGAUUUAUAAAAAAACAGUUAUAGCAUGCUAUGCACCAACGGAAGUAGCAGAGGAGGAUGACAAAGACAUCUUUUAUGAGAAAUUGCAAGAACUCAUUGAAACAACACCAAGACACGAUAUUUUAGUUGUUCUUGGCGACCUUAAUGCAAACGUUGGUAAUGAUAACAUUGGAAAGGAGGCAACAAUGGGAAUGCAUGGAAGAGGGGAGAGAAACAAUAAUGGAGAGAGACUUGUCGAGCUGUGUGAAGAAAACAGUCUUGUCAUUGAAGGGACUAUAUUCAAGCAUAGAGAUAUACAUAAACAAACAUGGACAUCUCCAGAUGGUCAUACCAACAAUCAGAUCGACCACAUUAUCAUCAAUAGAAGAUGGAGAGGCUCUUUGCAAGAUGUGAGAGUCAAAAGAGGAGCAGACAUUGACAGUGACUACUCUCUAGUUAUUGCGAAAAUAAAACUCAAAACUCCAAAAAGAGAUAAAGAGAAACUGAAAAGGUGGAAAGAUCAUUUUGAGAAUGUGUUAAACAGAGGCAGUCCCGCAGUUGAGGCCAUUAUUCAACCUGCCAAAGAAUUUCUAGAUAUUGACAUCGAAUCACCUUCUAUUCAAGACGUUUAG